Messenger RNA from Aspergillus brunneoviolaceus CBS 621.78, 795 nucleotides. RefSeq lists its product as uncharacterized. The record is from RefSeq and is a predicted model, not a curated record. NCBI's taxonomy places the organism in Eukaryota, Fungi, Ascomycota, Eurotiomycetes, Eurotiales, Aspergillaceae. The transcript is spliced from 3 exons. Gene Ontology annotation, molecular function: flavin adenine dinucleotide binding. Bases 1 to 795 code for a protein of 264 amino acids.
AUGGAAGUCGUUCUUGCCUCCGGCGAGAGCGUAAACGCCAGCGCGAGCCACCAUGCGGAUCUCUUCGCUGCGCUCAAGGGUGGCCAGAACAACUUCGGGAUCUACGAUAUCUCCACUGUCGAGGAGCAAUUGGCGGCGUUCACAGCCUUCAAGAACCCCGCCAAUUUCGACCCCUUCGCCGAGAUCAAACAGAGCUAUCUGUACUACGGUGCCGAGGAUCAGGGAUCCGUCUCCAACAUUAUGUACUAUUCGAAUGCAUCAGCUGCCCCUGCCUCUUUGCAGCGGUUUACGGACAUCAAGCCACAGGCGCUGAACACGAUGCGCAUUUCCAAUAGCACGGAUUUCAGUGCAGAGCUUACACGCUACCAGCCUAUGGACCAAUAUGUCGUUCACGCAACGGCAACCUUUCGGGUCUCGCCCACCAUCCUCAAGAAGGUGUACGACGCGUGGAACGCGACCACCUUGAACAUUGCGGGGGAUGUUCUGAACCUGACCAGCGUGCUCGUCUAUCAGUCCAUCCCUGCGUUGCAGCCGGCAUCGGGACCGCCAAACAGCCUCGGGAUUCCGCCGGACAGCCAUCCGGAACGGAAUCAGGUCCUCUGCCUCGUGUCCCUCUAUUGGCCACUGGAGAAAGACUCUCAGCUUGUCCAGCAAGCGACCCAGUCCAUUAUCAGGGCAGUGGAUGCGCUGACCGCGGAGGAGGGUGUUCAAGUGCCAUACCGGUACUUGAAUUACGCGGCCUCCUGGCAAAGCCCGAUCGGCAGUUACGGUCCGGCCAGCGUGGAAGUGUUGUAA